CUUUCUCGCAAUAUCAAUGUCUAGGUCGGGACACCCCACUAGUGUACACGUACAGUACAUUGACAGGCUAUGAAGUUGACACUCUCCUUGACACUGCUAUUUGCUACGGCUGCACUCGGUGACUUUGAAACCAAGUGCAAGCCGCCGGCAGAUCGUGGCCCCUGCAGUGCCCGCAUCCCACUGUGGGCUUUCAACGCAACAAGAAACCGAUGCCAGCGCUUCUACUACGGAGGCUGUGACGGGAACGAGAACAAGCACUACACGAGGAAUCAAUGCGAACUCACCUGCCUCCAAUCCGAUGCUUCUAGAGAUGGCGCAAGACCACAGGAGCUGCGAGAAUUCAGCAACGACAUUUUGCCAGUACCUGAUGUUCCGAAUCUCAUGUGGUCCGUUCUUACUAACCCGGCCUGCCUUCUUCCUCCGGACCGCGGCAUGUGUUCCGGCUACGAUCAUCGCUUUUUCUACGAAGCCGGCCUCAGAACGUGCCAAGGAUUCGUCUACGGAGGCUGCGGCGGCAAUGCCAACAAUUUCGCCAGCCUCGACCAGUGCUAUGAAGCCUGCAGUCCGAGGCAACGUCUGCUGCCGCGUACAUAAUGUCACUGAGUGCACUGGCAAAUGUGCUGUCGCCGAUUUCGAAGGAGAUGCUCGUAGAAUAAAAAUCCGAGGACACCUUAAGCA
Molecule: messenger RNA, 678 nt
Organism: Dermacentor silvarum
Lineage: Eukaryota; Metazoa; Arthropoda; Arachnida; Ixodida; Ixodidae
Product: kunitz-type serine protease inhibitor 6-like
Exons: 4
Coding region: 70-594 (174 amino acids)
Molecular function (GO): serine-type endopeptidase inhibitor activity
Source: RefSeq, a predicted model, not a curated record